AUGGCGGGAGGUGGCAGCAUUAAGUCGAACCCAACGAAAGCAAGGAAGAGGGUGGAGGCCGACAAUGGUGCUUCUGCUGCUUCCAUGGUUCGCGCCAGGGACGGCAGCGCAUUUACUAGAUGCGAAGAGUGCAAGAAGGACGUGGCUGUGGCGCUCAUCGGUAUGCAUAGUUGCAGCCUUGACGCCAAAAUCAAGAUGAACUUAGAGGCUCAAGUCGUUGAAAACGCCGCUGAUGUUAAGACUACGAAGAAGAAGGCAGCCGAAAGAAACACUGGGGAAGUGGAAGAUCCGAAGGCAAAGAGAGCCAAGAAAGAGAAACGGGCUGCCAAAGAUCCAAAUAAGCCCAAACGCCCUCCUACUGCCUUUUUCAUCUUCAUUGGUGACUUCAGGAAAGAAUACAAGGAAGCAAAUCCUGACUCUAAGGAUGUUAAGAAGAUCGCCAAGGAAGCUGGCCAGAAGUGGAAAUCCAUGACCGAUGAAGAGAAGAAACCUUACUUGGAUAAGGCUGCUCAGCUUAAGGCUGAACAUGGAAAGACCUCUGGUGAUAGCAUUGAUGCUGAAAAUGGAGCUGCAGCAGAUAAGGAGGGUGAAGAUGAUGAUGAAGAGGAUACAAAGGAGGAGGAAGAGGACCCAAAUAAGGAAGAUGCUGCAAAGGAUGGGGUAGAAGAUGAAUCUGGUUCAGAGUAG
Messenger RNA from Linum trigynum, 687 nucleotides. NCBI's taxonomy places the organism in Eukaryota, Viridiplantae, Streptophyta, Magnoliopsida, Malpighiales, Linaceae. The record is from the annotation of a GenBank genome assembly.